AUCUCUAAAUGAAGAAUACGUUGAUGACAGCCAAGAGCUGACCCUACGAGACGGUGACGAAGUGGCAGUCAUUCCGCCCAUCAGUGGAGGAUAGAGUCACAAUAACACAACUACUGAUAGCACGGGACUGUUACUUACAUAAUGGACUUCAUAGAAAUAACAGAGGAGAAACUUGACAUCAGUAAGAUAUCAGGAAUGGUCACAGACCCAAGCUGUGGGGCUGUUUCCAUAUUUGUAGGAAUUACAAGAGAUAACUUUGAUGGGAAAAAGGUUUUGAGACUAGAAUAUGAAGCAUAUAAACCAAUGGCAGAGAGAAAGAUGAGAGAAAUUUGUGACUCAAUUCGCAAACAGUGGCAGAUACACAGCAUAGCAAUGAUUCACAGAAUUAAUGUGGUGCCCAUCUCGGAAGCUAGCAUUGUCAUCGCCUUAUCCUCUCCCCAUAGGAAGGAAUCCCUGCAGGCAGUGGAGUAUGCCAUUGAUACUCUGAAAGCCACCGUGCCCAUUUGGAAAAAGGAAAUUUAUGCAGAUGAGUCUUCCAGCUGGAAGGAGAACAAAGAGUGCUUGUGGAGUAAAAACCAUAUUGUUUACAGUUGCCAAAAAACUGAAUUGUGGGUAUAAUAACCACCUAUAUUAUAGCAUGAUAGAAAUGCAUUGUGGGUAUAAUGUUACAGCCUAAUGGAAAUGCAUUGUGGGUACAAUAACGACCAAUGUUAUAGCAUAAUGGAAAUGCAUUGUAUCACCAAGGGAUGCACUGUAGAACAGAUCUGUAGAGAGUCUGAUGAUUUCCCUAGAACAGAUCUGUAGAGAGUCUGACGAUUUCCCAAUGUGUGUAUCCCUUGUUUAAAAAAAAAAGCUGGCAGACAUUCCAGAUUUCAAGGCUUUUUAUACCUGCAAUAUGAAAGAGUUCUUGUAGGGUUCAUUAAUUGCAAUUCACAGCAUUAUAUGUAAAGUUAGUGGGUUUUUCCAAAAGUAGCAGAAAUGCUACCAUGCAAAUCGGCCAUAAUCAGACCAGGCCUGGAGGUUAUAAAACUUUGACCGUACUCAAACUCAGCCAUGUUUGUUUCGAGUACAACUCUGAGCAAUAUAUAAAACUUUUACUGUACUCAUACUCAAACUCAACCAUGUUUGUUUUGAGUACAACUCAGGGCAAGCUCCGAGCAUACUCGAAAACUCUUGAGCAUGUACUCCUAUUGAGUAUGAGAAUAAUUUUAUAAAAGUUUCAGAGCCUUCACUUUUGAGUAUGCGUAUGAUUUAGAGCACAGAGUUCGAGUUUGAGCAUGAAAACGUGCUCAAAAAAGUUUUAUAACCUCCAGGCCUGAAGCAUACUUUGAGUUGGAGAAUGAUUUUAUAAAAGUUUUAUAACCUUCACUUUUGAGUAUGAGUACGAUUUCGAGCACGGAGUUUGAGUAUGAAAACAUACUCAAAAAGCUUUAUAACCUUCAGGCCAGAGCUGUAAAGCUUAGAUGAGCUCACUUUUGAUCUAAGUCUCAUUUUUAUAAAAGGAACAUAUUGGGGAAAAAAAUAGACUUGGAUCAAAUGUGAGCUUUUCUAAGUUUUAUGACCCGGGGGCAAUGAAAAUUAAGACAAGCUCACUUUAAAUCUCACUUUCAUAAAAGUUGCAGCUUUAUGGGCCUGGAGUUGGCCUCCUAUUCAAUAUAAAGUUCUUAAGAUGCCCCAUUUGAUGACCCUCUCCAUUGGUGAAUGAUGUCACUUUUUUAAUUUUGUUUAACUGUAAGCGGCUAGCCAUCAGAAAAUUUAAAGGAAUUCAGAUUCUGAAGAAUUCAUAAACUUCAAAGAAAGCAGGCAAACAUUAUGCAUCCAUUGGGAUUAAUUUUAUAUAUGUCUUGCCGCAAAAAGAUCCAGAACCCAAAUUGCCUCUAAUGUGAUCUGUCAGAUAAAAAUGUCAAUUUAAAGCCAUAUUGCAUGUAAUUUCCUUUUACAAUUAUGUUUGCUUCAUCUGCAUGUCAAUUACCGGUAAUUUGAAUGAAAAUGAGAAGCCUUUGUCACUUUUUUUCAUUCAAAUUUUAUUAGCUCCCAACUUGCACAUAGGAUAUUGCUUGUGUCUGUUUAUACAUACUCCAGAUCUCUUAAUGAAUAUGCAGAAUGUUCAAUGUUUAGCUAGGUGCCAUAUUUCCAUGAAUUGCUGAUUAAUCAGAAUUAUCAAGUCUAUAUAUUUUGAUAGCAUAGUUUCAGAUCAAAAAUAGAAAUUUAAAAGUAUGUAUUUAUUCAUAUUGACAUGAUUUUAUGAGUGAUAGGAAUAUACAUAUGUAUGAUGUAUUAUAAAUAUCUGUGAUGAUUUGA
Ostrea edulis (European flat oyster) is the source of this 2301-nucleotide messenger RNA. Its product is annotated as molybdopterin synthase catalytic subunit-like. Gene Ontology annotation, molecular function: molybdopterin synthase activity. NCBI's taxonomy places the organism in Eukaryota, Metazoa, Mollusca, Bivalvia, Ostreida, Ostreidae. The record is from RefSeq and is a predicted model, not a curated record. The transcript has 6 exons. Bases 142 to 618 code for a protein of 158 amino acids. Gene Ontology annotation, cellular component: cytosol. Gene Ontology annotation, biological process: Mo-molybdopterin cofactor biosynthetic process.